AUGGAACAAGGAAAUCACACUACAGUGACCACUUUCAUCCUUGUGGGGUUCACAACUGAUCCAGAGCUCCAGCUGCUCCUCUUUGCAUUGUUCAUAAUAAUAUAUGCCAUGACUCUGGCUGGAAACAUCAUACUGAUUGCAUUAAUCUGCAUCAGCUCUCACCUCCACAUGCCAAUGUAUUUCUUCAUUGGGAACUUGUCUUUCCUGGAUAUCUGGUAUUCCUCUGUCUAUACCCCCAAGAUCUUGGAAAACUGCAUGUCUGAGGAUAAAAGCAUUUCCUUUGCUGGGUGCGCAGCACAGUUCUUCUCUGCUGGCUUGGCUUACACUGAAUGCUACCUCCUGGCUGCAAUGGCCUAUGACCGUUACAUGGCCAUCUCUGAUCCACUGCUCUAUGUCUUUGCCAUGUCCAGGAAACUGUGUGUAGGUUUGGUGGCUGUUUCAUACCUCAGUGGUUUUGUCAAUGCCACCAUCAUCACCAUCAACACUUUCACUCUUACCUUCUGUGGUUCCAACAUCAUCGAUGACUUCUUCUGUGACCUGCCCCCACUGGUGAAGCUCUCUUGUGAUGCGACAGACAACUACCAAGCUGUGUUGUAUUUCCUUUUAGCUUCCAAUGUCAUCACCCCCUCUUUGCUGAUCCUUGCCUCCUACAUCUCCAUCCUGGCUGCUAUCUUGAAGAUCCGCUCCAGUGAGGGGAGGCUUAAAGCCUUCUCCACUUGUGCUUCUCAUUUGACAGCUGUCACCUUGUACUAUGGCUCCAUCCUCUUCAUCUAUUCACGUCCCAGCUCCAGCUACACCCUGAAGCAUGACAAAGUGGUGUCGGUGUUCUACACAGUGGUUUUCCCCAUGCUGAACCCCUUGAUCUACAGCCUGAGGAACAAGGAUGUGAAGGAUGCCCUGGGGAAACUAAUAAAGAGAGGAACAGCUCCAUAA
Molecule: messenger RNA, 933 nt
Organism: Alligator mississippiensis (American alligator)
Lineage: Eukaryota; Metazoa; Chordata; Crocodylia; Alligatoridae
Product: olfactory receptor 9G19
Exons: 1
Coding region: 1-933 (310 amino acids)
Biological process (GO): G protein-coupled receptor signaling pathway; sensory perception of smell
Cellular component (GO): membrane
Molecular function (GO): G protein-coupled receptor activity; olfactory receptor activity; odorant binding
Source: RefSeq, a predicted model, not a curated record